Molecule: messenger RNA, 279 nt
Organism: Prunus armeniaca (apricot)
Lineage: Eukaryota; Viridiplantae; Streptophyta; Magnoliopsida; Rosales; Rosaceae
Source: the annotation of a GenBank genome assembly
AUGAAUGUAGAUGAAGAUAUGAUGGUUCAUCUUGCUUUGAAUUCACUGUCUAAGGAGUUUAAGUCUCUCAGAGAUACCUACAUUGCUCAAAAGGAAAGCUGGACACUGAAUGAUCUUAUCUACAUAUGUGUUCAACAAGAACACAAUAUAAUAAGAGAAAGAGAUGCGAAAAUGGUGAAUCUAGUGCAGUCCAAGCAAAAUAAGGAAUAUAGGAACAAAGGCACUACUGCUGGAAAAGAGAAAGAAAAGGAAAGGAUAAUAACAAUCCAAAUGCUCUGA